AGCCCAGCCCAGCCAGACGCCUCCCACAGUGGAAAUGAAGACAAUGCCUGCUGGCCCGUGUGGGGAGGAGAUGUAGAGGGCAGCGGCACCGGCCGCUCUUGGCACCAUGGACGAUGCCGCGGUCCUAAGGAAGAAGGGUUACAUCGUGGGAAUCAAUCUAGGCAAAGGCUCCUACGCAAAAGUCAAAUCCGCCUACUCUGAGCGCCUCAAGUUCAAUGUAGCAGUUAAGAUCAUCGACCGCAAGAAAACACCCACUGACUUCGUAGAGAGAUUCCUUCCUCGGGAGAUGGACAUCCUAGCAACUGUCAACCACCGUUCCAUCAUCAAGACGUAUGAGAUCUUCGAGACUUCUGAUGGGCGCAUCUACAUCGUCAUGGAGCUGGGCGUCCAGGGUGACCUCCUUGAGUUCAUCAAGUGCAGAGGAGCACUGCAUGAGGAUGUGGCUCGCAAGAUGUUCCGCCAGCUGUCCUCCGCUGUCAAGUACUGCCACGACCUGGAUGUUGUCCACCGAGACCUCAAGUGUGAGAACCUUCUGCUCGACAAAGACUUCAACAUCAAGCUGUCAGACUUUGGCUUCUCCAAGCGCUGCCUGCGGGAUGGGAGUGGGCGCAUUGUCCUCAGCAAGACCUUCUGUGGGUCUGCAGCGUAUGCAGCCCCCGAGGUGCUGCAAGGUAUCCCCUACCAGCCCAAGGUGUAUGACAUCUGGAGCCUUGGUGUGAUCCUGUACAUCAUGGUCUGUGGCUCCAUGCCCUAUGAUGAUUCUGACAUCAAAAAGAUGCUGCGCAUUCAGAAGGAACACCGCGUGGACUUCCCCCGCUCGAAGAACCUAACAGGCGAGUGCAAGGACCUCAUCUACCGCAUUCUGCAGCCAGACGUUAACCGGCGGCUGCACAUCGAUGAGAUCCUCAGCCACUCCUGGCUGCAGCCCCCCAAGCCCAAAGCCAUGUCUUCUGCCUCCUUCAAGAGGGAGGGAGAGGGCAAGUACCGGGCUGAGUGCAAAUUGGACACCCGGCCAGGCUCAAGACCCGAACACCGGCCUGAUCACAAACUGGGGGCCAAAACCCAGCACCGGCUGCUGGUGGGGCCUGAAACUGAGGACAGAAUGGAGGAAAGGCUGGCCGAGACCUCCAGAGCUAAAGACCAUCACAUCUCCGGAGCUGAGGUGGGGAAGGCAAGCACCUAGUGGUGGACAGGGCCCCGGGGGGGCAUGGUGCAGUUGGCACUCACAUAAACUAAGUAGGCAAGUAGGAGCGGAAGAAGGCACAGGUGCAAGGAACAAGUAAAAUCCGUCAAUUAAACCACUAUUUUGAUUACGUUCUAUUAGCUUUCUUCCACUUAGUAGCAAAGACCUUAACUACUGACCACCAAAUAAACCACAAAGUGUAUACAAG
Messenger RNA from Dipodomys ordii (Ord's kangaroo rat), 1391 nucleotides. It is a transcript of the gene Tssk2, whose product is annotated as testis-specific serine kinase 2. NCBI's taxonomy places the organism in Eukaryota, Metazoa, Chordata, Mammalia, Rodentia, Heteromyidae. The coding region runs from base 107 to 1183 and encodes 358 amino acids. Gene Ontology annotation, biological process: microtubule cytoskeleton organization; intracellular signal transduction; protein phosphorylation. The transcript has a single exon. Gene Ontology annotation, cellular component: cytoplasm. Gene Ontology annotation, molecular function: protein serine/threonine kinase activity; tau-protein kinase activity; ATP binding. The record is from RefSeq and is a predicted model, not a curated record.